CAGAAAGCAACCCAAUAAAUUUUCUUUCUUUUCUUACAUUCUCCAUCGUCAAAUUUACUACUUGUAUUAUUAUUUUUUUUUUAUCUUCUUGGCUAUUUAUAGGUUAAUAUAAUAAGGUGAGGAAAAAUCUGGAGCAAUUUCGGUCGAGUUAGGGUUCUUUGUGCUCUACAAAAAUGCGUGACAACCCGAUUUUUGUCCAAUCACUUCCUCCGCCAAUUUAGGGCUUUGAUGCACCAUCCCAGUGCUAAUCUGAUGCUGAGCUUCAAUUGCGUUCAUUCGCUACCUCUUCGCCCCCGCCGCUACACCUCCACUCCUUGGGUUUGGGUUCCCAAAUUCACAGCCAAAUCGCCAUUUUCGUCUAGCUCGAGCUUUCGGGGUGUGGAUGCUCGUCAGAGGUUAUCGACCAAGAAGUGGAGAAUCUCUUGCUUUAGGCAUGACGAAAUACCGCCUGCCAAUCUGAAUCAAGAGUCUUCAGAGGAGCUUCUUCAUGACUCAGAGAAGCCCGGGAGUAAUAAAUUCAGUGGCAGAAGAAGCUGGGUGUCCAAGGUUGUAGAGAUUACAAAAUCACUUUUCAGUGUGAGUGUGAAGCCAUGGACUGUGCCAUGGACUGCAGAGACUAUCCUAAAGGUGACGCUCCUCUGGAUUGUAUCUUUCUGGUUCGUGGGGUCGUGGAUGAUCCCGUUCGGAGCUCAUAUCGUCGGUUUCAACAAGGAAUUGCUCACAUUUAGAGGACAGGCUUUGUUCAGCCUUCUGACGGACGUAACUGAAGGCCUCGCCGGAAUUCUAAUUCUCCAUCGCUGCUUGUCUCAGUUCCGGCCCCUUCCGCCCGACUGGUUCAAAUUUAGCCUAAGAGGGAACUGGAUGAUCGACGUAUUGAUCGGCUGCUUCAUGUUCCCUUUGGUCAAUUAUCUCUCUCAAUUCAACCUCAAUUUAUUGCCCAUCCUGCCUUCGACUCCCGUGACGCUUUCGAGCGUCGAGCAGUCGAUAAUGGCGCGUGACCCUAUUGCGAUGGCGCUGUAUGCGUUAGUUCUCGUCGUGUGCGCGCCCCUUUGGGAGGAAAUUGUGUUCCGAGGCUUCCUUCUGCCGUCGCUGACUAAAUACAUGCCGGUUUGGUGCUCAAUUUUGGUCAGCUCGUUCGCGUUUGCGCUGGCGCAUUUCAAUGUUCAGAGGAUGCUGCCGCUGAUUUUCCUUGGGGUUGUGAUGGGCGGAAGCUAUGCCCGGUCGAGGAACCUGUUGCCGUCGAUGCUAUUACACAGCCUGUGGAAUGGAUUCGUGUUCUUGGACUUGAUGAAGUGAAAAAUGCUCGUCGGCGGGCUCUGAUUCUGAUUCGUCGCCGGUGUAGACAAUGUAGGAAGGCUAUGUCUUAAGAGUAGCAGUUUAUCCAUGCUCUAAUGUUAUUAUUCAAAGGUGUAAAUGUCAGGAAUAAUAGCCAUCGAAUUCUUAUUGCCUAAAUUAUUUUGUAAGAAAGUUUGAAAAAUAAAAUUUUUGUCAGAAGUGGGAUUUGAACCCACGCCC
Molecule: messenger RNA, 1515 nt
Organism: Andrographis paniculata
Lineage: Eukaryota; Viridiplantae; Streptophyta; Magnoliopsida; Lamiales; Acanthaceae
Exons: 4
Coding region: 229-1296 (355 amino acids)
Biological process (GO): CAAX-box protein processing
Cellular component (GO): membrane
Molecular function (GO): metalloendopeptidase activity
Source: RefSeq, a predicted model, not a curated record